AUGGCUGGGCCUUGUGACUGUGAAGACAUGCCUCCUACGCGGGAGCUCGUCCUCUGCUUCGAUGGGACUGGGAAUACAUUCCGCGCCGAUGGCGAAGAGAGCAACAUCCUCAAGAUCUUCCGUAUGCUGGACCGUACUAAGGAGAAACGAUCCGGCAUAGGAACAGAUAUCACCCCAGGCGCAUUCGCCAACCUCGCCUUCCGCCCCUUCAGCAACCUCCCAACUCACAAAAUCUUCGACCAAGCCCUCGCCACCUCCUUCGACCAACACGUCAUCCGCGGCUACCGCUUCCUCGCCCGCCGCUGGCAACCCGGCGCCAAGAUCUACCUGUUCGGCUUCUCGCGCGGCGCCUACACCGCACGCUUCCUCAACGAAAUGCUCGACUUCGUGGGCCUCAUCUCCGCCGACAACGAAGAGCUCAUCCCCUUCGUAUGGGAAGCCUUCACGCAGUGGAAAUUCGCCGACCCGGGUCCCGAGCGUCGCGCAGCCGAACGCUGUCUCCGCAUCUCGCGCGACACCAUGUGUCGCUCUGUUGGCUUUGUGCAGUUCCUAGGCCUCUUCGACACCGUCAACAGCGUUGCGGAAUUCAACCGCGACGAGUCCAAGGACCAGCAGAUCCAGCCUAACCCGCGCAUCAUGCGCCACGCCGUCAGCAUCGACGAGCGUCGCAUCAAGUUUCAGCCUGUGCUCUUCGGGGACGCCCAUCUCCAGAAACAUACCAAUCGCGCCCCCAAGCGGGUCAGCACGUGGGCCGCGCACGGGGAAGAAGCCCUCGCCGCCAAAGACCGCGACAGAGUCUCGGCCUGCGGCCACGACAGUCCCAUCCGCACGCUCUCACCCUCCCAGCGGAACGACGACUUCGAGGAGGUGUAUUUCGCAGGCGACCACUCCGACGUUGGAGGCGGCCGCCAGCAAGGCCCCGAAGACGUCCCCGCCAGCCAGAUCCCGCUCAUGUGGAUGGUGCAGGAGGCGAUCCUGGCAGGACUGACCUUUGACCCGGACCAGCUGGCGCGGUUGGGGUGCUUCGACCCGCAGACGCAGCGGGCCGACCCGAAGAUCGUGCAGGCUGCGACUGCGGCGGAGGUGCACGAUUCGCUCGACUACGACGGCGGCAAGGGGCUUGAGACGCUGUUUUGGCGCAUCAUGGAAUUCUUCCCAUUUAAACGGCCGAAGAUUACCCCCGAUGGGUCGGUGGCCAUGACGCGCUGGCAUACGCGCGGUCUGCGUCGGCCGCUGCCGGAGGGGGCGCGCAUUCACGGGAGUGUCAUUGAGCGACUCCGUCGAGAUCGCGAGUAUAGGCCUUAUAACUUGGGUUUGGGGCAGAAGGUCACCGAGAAGCAGGGGCAGAUGGCGAACCGUGAUAUCGGACGGUGGAGACAUGUGGAGCAUGCGGGGAUGUGCGAUUACUGGGUGCGGGUGAGGGGGACGGAUGCACAGGAUGAUACUGUACGGUCGCGGGAUAUGUGUGAGGAUUGUUAG
Messenger RNA from Aspergillus candidus, 1479 nucleotides. RefSeq names its product T6SS phospholipase effector Tle1-like catalytic domain-containing protein. The transcript has 4 exons. The record is from RefSeq and is a predicted model, not a curated record. NCBI's taxonomy places the organism in Eukaryota, Fungi, Ascomycota, Eurotiomycetes, Eurotiales, Aspergillaceae. The coding region runs from base 1 to 1479 and encodes 492 amino acids.